AUGGCUGUGAAAGGACUCGGUGAAGUUGACCAAAAGUACGACGGUUCCAAAUUGAGAGUUGGUAUUCUCCACGCUCGUUGGAAUGCCAAGAUCAUCUCGGCGUUGGUCGAGGGUGCUAUCCAGAGACUCAAGUCGUUUGGACUUCUGGAGGAGAACAUCGUCGUGGAGAGCAUUCCAGGCUCUUUCGAGUUGCCUUACGGUACCAAGCUCUUUGUUGACAAACAGAAGAAGCUCGGCAAGCCAUUGGACGCUGUGAUCCCCAUCGGUGUCUUGAUCAAGGGCUCCACCAUGCACUUUGAGUACAUCUGUGACUCUGUGACCCACCAAUUGAUGAAGCUCAACUUUGAGUUGAACCUUCCUGUGAUUUUCGGUGUUUUGACGUGUCUUUCUGACGAGCAGGCCGAGGCCAGAGCUGGUCUUAUCGAGGGGAAGAUGCACAACCACGGAGAGGACUGGGGUGCUGCCGCUGUCGAGAUGGCGUUGAAGUUCCAGGUCUAG
This is a messenger RNA of Candidozyma duobushaemuli, 498 nucleotides long. It is a transcript of the gene RIB4, whose product is annotated as lumazine synthase. Gene Ontology annotation, cellular component: riboflavin synthase complex; intracellular anatomical structure; mitochondrial intermembrane space. Lineage: Eukaryota; Fungi; Ascomycota; Pichiomycetes; Serinales; Metschnikowiaceae. Gene Ontology annotation, molecular function: 6,7-dimethyl-8-ribityllumazine synthase activity. The record is from RefSeq and is a predicted model, not a curated record. The coding region runs from base 1 to 498 and encodes 165 amino acids. The transcript has a single exon. Gene Ontology annotation, biological process: riboflavin biosynthetic process.